Messenger RNA from Hevea brasiliensis (rubber tree), 4320 nucleotides. Its product is annotated as DNA-directed RNA polymerase II subunit RPB2. The transcript has 25 exons. Lineage: Eukaryota; Viridiplantae; Streptophyta; Magnoliopsida; Malpighiales; Euphorbiaceae. Bases 224 to 3802 code for a protein of 1192 amino acids. Gene Ontology annotation, cellular component: RNA polymerase II, core complex. Gene Ontology annotation, biological process: DNA-templated transcription. The record is from RefSeq and is a predicted model, not a curated record. Gene Ontology annotation, molecular function: DNA binding; ribonucleoside binding; DNA-directed RNA polymerase activity.
AAAAACCACCUUACUUCGGCCUUUUCAGCCAUUAGGCAUUUCGCAAAUACACUUCGUGACCGUAGUGUUAUUUUCUCUCUAAAACCUUAUCUAGGGUUUCACUGAACACUCUCUGUAUCCACUGAUCAAGCAUAAGCAGCAAAUAAUUCUCUAAUACUGAAGAAUAUAUGUAAAUUACUUGAUUAACGAACACUAAUUAUCCAAAAAAGGCCCGAAAUUUGCCAUGGAAGACGACCAGGAGUACGAUCAGCCUCUAAAUGAGGAGGAAGAAGACGAUGAUGAGAUCACGCAGGAGGACGCAUGGGCUGUCAUCUCUGCCUAUUUUGAAGAGAAAGGUCUGGUGCGUCAACAGCUUGAUUCAUUCGAUGAGUUUAUUCAGAAUACGAUGCAGGAAAUCGUCGAUGAGUCGGCUGAUAUUGAGAUUCGUCCCGAGAGCCAGCACAACCCUGGCCACCAGUCUGAUUUCGCUGAGACUAUCUAUAAGAUAAGCUUUGGCCAGAUUUAUUUGAGCAAGCCUAUGAUGACCGAGUCUGAUGGAGAGACUGCAACUUUAUUUCCUAAAGCUGCAAGGUUGAGGAACCUAACAUACUCAGCCCCCUUGUAUGUAGAUGUUACGAAGAGGGUCAUAAAGAAAGGACAUGAUGGUGAAGAAGUUACUGAAACUCAAGAUUUCACCAAAGUCUUCAUUGGGAAGGUUCCUAUAAUGCUUCGGUCGAGUUAUUGCACAUUGUACCAGAAUUCAGAGAAAGAUCUUACGGAGCUUGGGGAGUGUCCUUAUGAUCAGGGUGGAUAUUUCAUUAUCAAUGGAAGUGAAAAAGUUCUGAUUGCUCAGGAGAAGAUGAGCACCAAUCAUGUUUAUGUGUUCAAGAAGAGGCAGCCAAACAAGUAUGCAUAUGUUGCCGAAGUUCGGUCCAUGGCAGAGUCUCAGAACCGGCCACCUAGUACCAUGUUUGUGCGGAUGCUAUCCCGGACUAGUGCCAAGGGGGGCUCUUCAGGGCAGUACAUUCGAGCUACACUUCCCUAUAUUCGAACUGAAAUUCCAAUUAUUAUUGUGUUUCGUGCUCUGGGGUUUGUUGCUGACAAAGACAUAUUAGAACACAUAUGCUAUGAUUUCUCUGAUACUCAAAUGAUGGAGUUGCUUCGGCCUUCUCUUGAAGAAGCAUUUGUGAUUCAAAAUCAACAGGUUGCACUAGAUUACAUUGGAAAGCGUGGAGCAACUGUUGGUGUAACUAGGGAAAAAAGGAUAAAAUAUGCUAAAGAGAUCCUUCAAAAGGAAAUGCUUCCUCAUGUUGGUGUUGGAGAAUAUUGUGAGACCAAAAAAGCUUACUAUUUUGGGUACAUAAUUCACCGGCUUCUACUUUGUGCACUUGGCCGGAGGGCAGAAGAUGACAGGGAUCAUUAUGGCAACAAAAGACUUGACCUUGCUGGUCCUUUACUUGGUGGACUCUUUAGAAUGUUAUUCAGAAAGUUGACUAGGGACGUCAGAUCUUAUGUGCAAAAGUGUGUAGAUAAUGGAAAGGAUGUUAAUCUGCAAUUUGCCAUUAAAGCAAAAACCAUUACUAGUGGUCUUAAAUACUCGCUAGCCACUGGUAACUGGGGGCAAGCAAAUGCAGCUGGUACAAGAGCUGGAGUGUCACAGGUGUUAAAUCGUUUGACAUAUGCAUCUACCUUGUCACACUUACGAAGAUUGAAUUCUCCAAUUGGGCGUGAAGGGAAAUUGGCUAAACCUAGGCAGUUGCAUAAUUCACAAUGGGGAAUGAUGUGUCCAGCUGAAACACCUGAAGGACAAGCUUGUGGACUGGUGAAGAAUCUUGCAUUGAUGGUGUACAUAACUGUUGGAUCUGCUGCGUAUCCUAUCUUGGAAUUUUUGGAGGAAUGGGGUACUGAGAAUUUUGAGGAAAUAUCUCCUGCAGUUAUUCCUCAAGCUACAAAAAUUUUUGUUAAUGGUUGCUGGGUAGGCAUCCAUCGUAAUCCUGAUAUGUUGGUCAAGACAUUGAGACGGCUGAGGAGACGGGUUGAUGUCAACACUGAAGUUGGGGUCGUUAGAGAUAUUCGUUUGAAAGAGCUGCGAAUAUACACAGACUAUGGCCGUUGCAGUCGUCCUUUGUUCAUUGUUGAGAAACAAAGGCUUCUUAUCAAGAAGAAGGACAUUCAUGCUCUGCAGCAGAGGGAAUCCUCAGAAGAGGGUGGUUGGCAUGAUCUUGUGGCAAAAGGAUUUAUUGAAUAUAUUGACACAGAGGAAGAAGAGACCACUAUGAUAUCCAUGACCAUUCAUGAUCUCGUACAAGCAAGGCUCAACCCAGAGGAAGCUUAUGCCGAUACUUACACCCACUGUGAGAUCCACCCGUCGCUGAUUUUAGGUGUUUGUGCUUCAAUUAUUCCUUUUCCUGAUCAUAACCAGUCCCCACGUAACACGUAUCAAUCUGCUAUGGGAAAGCAAGCCAUGGGAAUAUAUGUCACUAACUAUCAAUUUCGAAUGGAUACUUUGGCUUAUGUUCUUUAUUAUCCUCAAAAACCACUUGUUACUACAAGAGCUAUGGAACACCUACACUUUAGGCAGCUUCCAGCUGGCAUUAAUGCUAUUGUUGCCAUUGCCUGCUAUUCUGGAUACAACCAAGAAGAUUCUGUCAUUAUGAACCAAUCAUCAAUUGACCGUGGAUUCUUCAGAUCACUUUUCUUCCGUUCAUACAGAGAUGAGGAGAAAAAGAUGGGGACACUUGUCAAAGAGGAUUUUGGGCGUCCUGACAGAGCUAAUACAAUGGGCAUGCGUCAUGGCUCUUAUGAUAAAUUGGAUGAUGAUGGUCUUGCACCUCCAGGUACAAGAGUUUCAGGUGAGGAUGUGAUCAUUGGAAAGACCACUCCUAUUUCUCAGGAUGAAGCUCAGGGACAGUCUGCACGUUAUACAAGGCGUGAUCACAGCAUAAGCUUGCGCCACAGUGAAACGGGAAUAGUGGAUCAAGUUCUUCUGACAACAAAUGCUGAUGGGUUGAGGUUUGUUAAAGUAAGGGUGAGGUCUGUUCGCAUACCUCAGAUUGGAGACAAGUUUAGCAGUAGGCAUGGUCAAAAGGGAACAGUGGGCAUGACUUACACUCAAGAAGACAUGCCUUGGACUGUGGAAGGCAUCACCCCUGAUAUCAUUGUGAAUCCGCAUGCUAUUCCUUCUCGAAUGACGAUUGGUCAGCUUAUCGAAUGUAUCAUGGGAAAGGUUGCAGCUCACAUGGGCAAGGAAGGGGAUGCUACUCCAUUUACUGAUGUCACUGUGGACAACAUUAGCAGGGCUCUUCAUAAAUGUGGGUAUCAAAUGCGUGGGUUUGAGACUAUGUAUAAUGGUCACACUGGCCGACGGCUUACCGCUAUGAUUUUCCUUGGCCCUACUUAUUACCAAAGGCUGAAGCACAUGGUUGAUGACAAGAUCCAUUCACGUGGAAGAGGCCCUGUGCAGAUCCUCACAAGGCAGCCUGCUGAAGGGCGUUCACGUGAUGGUGGCCUCCGCUUUGGGGAAAUGGAACGAGAUUGCAUGAUAGCACAUGGUGCUGCACACUUUCUCAAAGAGAGGUUGUUUGAUCAGAGUGAUGCCUAUAGGGUCCAUGUUUGCGAGCGGUGUGGCUUGAUUGCUAUUGCAAAUCUCAAGAAGAAUUCUUUUGAAUGCAGAGGUUGCAAGAAUAAGACUGACAUUGUUCAGGUGCAUAUUCCUUAUGCCUGUAAGCUGCUCUUCCAAGAGCUUAUGGCGAUGGCCAUAGCACCAAGGAUGCUCACAAAAGAUGUAAAACCAUCCAAAGACAAAAAGAAAAAAGGAGCCUAAUCUAACCAUCAGUAACUGGAAAUAUGUUGCCCUCUUUGAUGAGUCGAGUACAUGGUUUCAUCAGGUACGAUAUUUGGACACAAGGAUUGAAGCGCAGUAAAUUAAUGUUUCUGGAAUGAAUGGACAUUUGGGCAACCUCCUCGCUGUAUUUAGAAUCCUGCAAACUUUCUACUAGAGAUACAACGUGAGAGCAAAAUCAAUGAUUGGAUAGGCAGUACUUACAUUCGUUUUAGAGAUAUCAUGUGUGGGUACAAGUGGGCGCUCAAAGCAUUGCUCUCGUCAUCCAUGCUUGGAGAAAGCUUGUUGGAUGUUGUAAUGAAAACCAACAGUAUAGGUAUUAUUUUCACCUGCAAUUUUGUUUGGAAUAGAUGCGAUAUAUGCUCUAUGCUUAUCAUGGUGCAUAUUAAGAAUUUGUACUUCUUUCUUCAAAAAAAAAAAAAAACAAAAAACAAAACUCCUGUAAUGAAUUAAGGGCUUGAAAUUGUACGAUAAUAUUUUAUUAAUUACCAUUAUGGCAA